UCUCUGCUUCAGCUUCUUUUUAGCCUUCAUUCAAAUCUCAGACACACCAGUGUGUAUACAUGCAUUUGCUCUCUUGAUCUCCUUGAAACUUUUGUUUUAUUCCAAAACACAUGCAAAGUAGAUAAAGAGAUCUUCUUCUUCUGAUAAUAACCUCGUGAUUAUCGUUUUCUCAAGUCUUCUUCUUCUUCUUCGUUACCACACAAAUGCAGAAGUACUAAUAUAGUGUAACGCUUAAUCAGGCUCAGCAAAGGGUUUACCAAAGAAGAAGAACAAACAACAAACAAGAGAGAGAAAAAGUAAAAUUGUUUUUAUAAGAAAGUUUAUGAUGGCUCCGAUGACGAACUGGUUAACGUUUUCUCUGUCACCAAUGGAGAUGUUGAGGUCAUCUGAUCAGUCUCAGUUUGUCUCCUAUGACGCUUCUUCCGCCGCUUCCUCCUCUCCUUAUCUCCUCGAUAAUUUCUAUGGUACCCUUUUCUUUCUUCUUCUCUCUCCAACCAAAUUUUCUCUUCUUUUUUUCUUUGUACGACACAUACGAAUGAUUGUGGUCUCAACAGUACAUGCUCGUGUAACUAAAGCCUCUCUGAUUGAGUACUAACCGACUUCGUAGCUUAUCCUCUAUAACCGAGUUAUGCUUAACUCAGCCUCCCUCGUGUUUUCUCUCUGACUUUGUCUCUUUCCCAAGAGAGGCAAACCCAAAAAAAAAAACAAAAUCUAAUUUUUAUAUCUUCUCGUGAUCUCUCUUCUUUGAUUUUUCGAUAUUUUCGUUGUUGUUAAUCUUCUGGGUAUCUAAAUCCAUGUACUUUCUCCGUCAUGAAACUCAAAGUUGGUCAAACCAAAAACCUCAGGAGUUUUUCAAAGAAGAAGCUCAGUUAGCAGCAGCAGCUUCAAUGGCGGAUUCAACAAUCUUAACAACAUUCGUAGACCCACAAUCUCAUCAUUCUCAGAAUCACAUCCCAAAGCUCGAAGAUUUUCUCGGUGACUCUUCUUCUAUCGUUCGUUACUCCGACAACAGUCAAACCGACACACAAGACUCUUCCCUCACUCAAAUCUACGAUCCACGUCACCACCAUAACCAAACCGGCUUUUACUCCGAUCACCACGAUUUCAAAACCAUGGCCGGUUUUCAAUCCGCUUUCUCUACUAACUCCGGUUCAGAGGUCGAUGACUCUGCUUCUAUCGGAAGGACUCAUCUUGCUGGAGACUAUUUGGGACACGUGGUUGAAUCUUCUGGUCCGGAGCUAGGGUUUCACGGUGGAUCUACCGGAGCUUUGUCACUUGGUGUUAACGUCAAUAACAAUACUAAUCACCGGAAUGAUAAUGAUAAUCAUUACCGAGGCAAUAACAAUGGUGAGAGAAUCAACAACAACAACAACAAUGACAACGAGAAGACAGAUUCUGAGAAGGAGAAGGCUGUUGUGGCUGUGGAAACAUCAGAUUGUUCUAAUAAGAAGAUUGCUGAUACGUUUGGUCAAAGGACUUCGAUUUACAGAGGUGUUACUCGACAUAGAUGGACGGGAAGAUAUGAAGCACAUCUAUGGGAUAAUAGCUGUAGGAGAGAAGGUCAGGCCAGGAAGGGACGUCAAGUAUACUUGGGUGGAUAUGACAAAGAAGAUAAGGCAGCUCGAGCUUACGAUUUAGCAGCUCUGAAAUACUGGAAUGCUACUGCUACCACCAAUUUCCCUAUUACGAAUUACUCGAAAGAAGUGGAGGAAAUGAAGCACAUGACCAAGCAAGAGUUCAUUGCCUCCCUCAGGAGGAAGAGUAGCGGUUUCUCUAGAGGAGCUUCGAUAUACCGAGGUGUUACAAGGCAUCAUCAACAAGGACGUUGGCAAGCAAGGAUUGGCCGAGUUGCUGGGAACAAAGAUCUUUACCUUGGAACCUUUGCAACGGAAGAGGAAGCAGCUGAAGCGUAUGACAUAGCAGCAAUCAAAUUCAGAGGAAUAAACGCUGUAACUAACUUUGAGAUGAACCGUUACGACGUUGAAGCCAUCAUGAAGAGUGCACUUCCCAUCGGUGGUGCAGCUAAACGUCUUAAGCUCUCUUUGGAAGCUGCUGCUUCAUCAGAGCAGAAACCAAUCCUCGGUCAUCAUCAACUUCACCAUUUCCAGCAACAACAACAACAACAACAGCUUCAGCUUCAGUCAUCUCCUAAUCACAGUAGCAUUAACUUCGCUCUCUGUCCUAAUUCAGCAGUUCAGUCUCAACAGAUCAUUCCUUGUGGAAUCCCUUUUGAAGCAGCUGCUCUUUACCACCACCACCAACAACAACAGCAACACCAACAGCAGCAGCAGCAACAGAACUUCUUCCAGCAUUUUCCGGCGAAUGCAGCUUCUGACUCGACCGGGUCUAACAACAACUCCAACGUUCAGGGAACAAUGGGACUUAUGGCACCAAAUCCGGCUGAGUUCUUCCUCUGGCCUAAUCAGUCUUACUAAAACCAAUCAUAUAAGUUGAUUGAGUCAAGUUUUUAUCGUUAUAAGAGACACAACUUCUUGAUUCUGGCUAACACAUAAGCUGACUAGAAGAAUCUUAAAAAUCUCACUUUUGUUUUUGAUUAACUGUUGUUGUUUAGGCAGGAGUAGUUGGGGGUUGGAAAUGUGGAAGAAUGUAUUAAACCUAAACUCGGUGGAGAAAAAUGGUAGUUUUUGGGAAUUAGGGGGGAUGGUUUCUUUUGUAUCUUGUAUGUAUAAGGCUAUCAGCUUAUCCGCAGUGUACUCUGUUUCCAUUUAUGAAAAAAUUAUCUUCAGA
Arabidopsis thaliana (thale cress) is the source of this 2748-nucleotide messenger RNA. RefSeq names its product AINTEGUMENTA-like 6 (gene AIL6). Gene Ontology annotation, biological process: regulation of DNA-templated transcription. The record is from RefSeq and is marked reviewed. The coding region runs from base 795 to 2435 and encodes 546 amino acids. The transcript is spliced from 9 exons. Gene Ontology annotation, molecular function: DNA binding; DNA-binding transcription factor activity. Gene Ontology annotation, cellular component: nucleus. Lineage: Eukaryota; Viridiplantae; Streptophyta; Magnoliopsida; Brassicales; Brassicaceae.